AUGCUUCAAUUAAUGCAGCAGCAAGGCCCAUCAAGAACAAAUCAAACCAUUCCAUAUCCUUAUCCACAACGACUCGAUGAAAAAGCUAAAAUAAGCUUUUAUAAGUGUCGAAAGUGUGGAAAGUUUUAUAAGACAAAAUAUAGUUGGCGACGUCACGAGAAGAAAGAAUGCGGUGUUGCACCGCAAUUUCAUUGUGACAAGUGCGAGUUUAAAACGAAGUACAGGUAAUCACAACCUCAGGAGUCAUCAAAAGAUAAGACACGCUGAAUAUCAAGGCGAAGGUGUUACGAUAACGACAGUGAGAAAGAGUCGAUCAUCGGCAAAUCUUCAACCAACUUCUUCACAUUCCCAAACGUCAUCUUCGUCUCUUAUAAUUUCACCUCCACCACCCUCUAAUAUUCUCAAUCUUAACACAAGUGAUAACAAAUCUACUUUACCAAUGUUCAAAGAUUGAAAGUCAAUGUCGCGUUGGGGCGUCUUGGGUGGGAAUAAUUUUGAUUGUUGAUGUUAACCUCGUCGGGAUACGCGUGACGAAACGUACAAAUUUUCACGUUACAUUUCCAAAUACCAUGAAACUUAUUGUAGUCAAGAUAAAGUCGUGAGUAGAGCUUUUAUAGAAAAAAAAUAAUGAAGAAGAUGAUUGAGUGAAGAAGCUUCACAUCAUUUCAUCUUUAAGUGUUCUAGCAUUGUCCCAGUGACAUGGGCUGACAUUGUCCCCUGAUCAAUGUUGUAUAACGAUUUUAGAUGAAUUUUAUUUCCAUGUCUCCAAUUGAUGUUAAAAGUAUGCAAAAAAUUUAUGUGCAAUGGUGAUCGAUGAAGGUGUCGAUUAUUCGAUUGUGUGAAAAUUCAGUGCCUAAAAACCUUUGAAAAGGAAAGAGAAGAAAAAUAUAACAAAAGAAUUGUUUUUUGUUUUUUCAUAAACGUUGUAGCGUAGAGAGAACUUAGAAUGAAAUAUAUAAAUUUAAAUAAUUAAUUAUUGAUGCCCAAAGCUGGACAAUGAUUCCCAUUUUUACCAAUUUUUCAAUUCUUCCGUUUUUUAUCCGGAGAAUAUUUUUAUACAAAGCGACGAUAAAGACAUUUGCAAAUUAUUAUCUUAUUCAAUUUCUUACAAAACUAGCUAGGAUGCGGGUGGGGAUUUAAAAAUAAAGAAAGAUUCAUGUUUUAUGAUAUAUAUUUUCCCCUAAUAUUUUUUAUUAUUAUUUUUGUUUUUAAUGAAACGGAAGCCAGUACCAGAGACAAACAAAAGAAAGAAGAAAUUUGUUUAGAUUUUAGUUGAUACUUAUACAAGGAAAAAAGUCGAUUUAAGUCCUUCUUUUUAGACUCCCGUCAACCACAAUCCACAGGAGAUAAUAAAAACGUGUUGAAUAUAUUUAAACAAAGUUUUCUAUCUUUAGAAUUUUUACAGACUUUUUUUUUUGCUGUUUAUGAAAAUAAAUUUAUCACCAAAAUUGUUUCGUUGAUUUUGUUUCUUAUUUUUUUCUUUUGUGUUUUAAUGAUCGUUUGUAAAUAAAUAUCUUUGGUUUUUGUAAUGUUUUGUUUAUUAUUUACCAGAAAACGAAAGAAAAAACAUUGAAGGAAAAAUUAUAAUUACACUUAUGGUGAAUGAUGAA
Messenger RNA from Clunio marinus, 1610 nucleotides. Lineage: Eukaryota; Metazoa; Arthropoda; Insecta; Diptera; Chironomidae. The record is from the annotation of a GenBank genome assembly.